UCCCGCAGCCGAAUCCAGAGCACCAUCGCCGGGGGACCGAAGCGGCAGCGUACCGAGCUCCCGCUGCAGUCAUGGCGGCGCCGUUAGCUCACUUCGACGAGGACUGGCAGGACUUCAACGAAUUCAAGGCGUCCUCGGCCGAGUCCGCAGACCACCUGGACCUGCUCAACUCCAAUGUGGGCCACCCGUCGUCGGGCCUGGACGAUUUCUCCGACCUGGACCGCAGCUUCUCCGGGGAGAUCUGCAGCUUCAAGUCCAUGGAGGACCUCGUCCACGACUUCGACGAGAAGCUGACAGUGUGUUUCCGGAACUACAGCACAGCGACGGAGAACAUCGCGCCCGUCAAACCCAUCUCGGAGGACAGCUACCUGAAAGACGACGAGGUGUGGAACGCUCUGACAGAUAACUAUGGCAACGUGAUGCCUGUAGACUGGAAGACAUCGCACACUCGCUCCCUACACCUGCCCGUCCUCAACCUCACAGACCAUGAGAAGCUGGACAACCAGUCUCUUGAUCUGUCCGACGACGAGGAGCUGAGGGAGCAGAUGGACAUGCACUCAAUCAUCGUCUCCUGCAUCAACGACGAGCCGCUCUUCACAGCUGAACAGGUGAUAGAGGAGAUAGAAGAGAUGAUGCAGGAGUCUCCAGACCCAGAGGACGAUGAGAGUCCCUCCCAGUCCGACCUGUCCAUGCUCUCUCAGGACCUCCACGCUCUGAAACGCUCCGGCUCCAACACCAGCUACGAGGACCGGCUGCGUCAGCUGUCUGUUUCUGAACUGACUGAGAAUCUGGAGGAAGUGGAAUCAGCCAUUUGCCGCUACAGUGAGGAGCUGAUCCAGGCUCUGGCCCUGAGAGAUGAACUGGAAUAUGAAAAGGAGGUGAAGAACAGCUUCAUCUCGCUGCUGAUCGACGUGCAGAACAGACAGAAGGAGCACCGCGACCUGCUGCGCAAGAAGAAGAAAAUCCGAAGCACGACUACGACCGCGCCCAACGGCCAGAGGAUAACCAGCACGCACAUACAUGGCACGCUCCUCACUUUGGAGGGACUCUCCAAUGUCAUUCAAAAUGGUCUCCGUCAAACUUUUGGCAACACAGGAGGGGACAAACAGUACCUGACCACAGUAAUCCCUUAUGAGAAGAAAGCCGGUUCCCCGUCAGUAGAGGACCUCCAGAUCCUCCAGAAGAUCCUCCAUGCCAUGAGGGACGACAGUGAGAAGGUCCCUGCUCUGCUCACAGACUACAUUCUCAAAGCUCUGGUAUGAGAGCAGUGGAAACUGAGUUCUUUGUCCCACGUAAAAGCCAAAGGCAGAGCCUCAUGUUUCCAGGACCUUCCACUGGACCAUCAGAAGAGGAUUGAUCUGGUAAUCUGGAAGAAUCCAGACGUUGGAUUCAAAUCCAAACCUUCCUCCCAAUUUUCCACAACAUAGACUUUUCCUCCUCGUGGUAUUUUAUUUUUUUACUCUGCCACAUCGUUGAUCCUUAAAUUUUAACUCCAGGUAUAACUCCCUGCUUUAUAAAGUUAUUUUUAAUCCUUACAUUUUUUUCUACAACCUUCUAUUUCCUGACUGCACGAUGACUUAUGUCUAAUGAUGCCAGUAAUCAGUAUUAGUCUGAACACCUCACUUCCUGAUUGGCCAGUGGCUCUUGAAUGAUGAAGGGUCAGGGAAACAUGUUAACCUUUUUUGAUUCUGUGUGAGGGAAGUGUUCAGUUUGUUUUGUGUAUUUAAAUUUAAUUUGCAUCUGUCUAGUUCAGUCCCUGCACAAAAAACAAAUAUCCGGAAAUUCCGGAUGUUAAAGAGCCAGGCGAGUCUUGGUAUUAAUUAUAAAUCCUGUUUUUCCUGCUUGGAAAAGUUAAAGUAAAUUAAUUUCAAAGAUCUGAAAUCGUAGCCCUACCUCUGUUGCAAGUAAGUUUGAAGUUAAAAAUCUAUAUUAGUUGUUAUUUUGAAUGUUAAAAUGAAAUAUUUUGUAUACUAUCAUUGCACAGUUUUGGGAACGUUUCACUUAAAAAAAAGGGAACAAAGUCAUCAGACUUGAGAAAGUAAUUGCUGGAUGAACAAACAUGUAGAGAAUAUUUUUGGAUAAGGAGUUUUUUUUAAAUGAGAUUAAGGACUUGCCAGUCGCCACUUUUGUGACCACGUCGCAACAUCAUUAUGUAAAUGCUGCCCUUUGACCUCUGAACCCUCGAGUAGUGAUCCCCUCCCAGAUAUCUUCAUCACCUCCCGGGAGUCAUCAUCGCAGGAGUCUGCAGAUACCUCAUGUUUUGCAUUUUUUUUUGUGCAACUCGUUGAAUCCCUGGAUAAAUAAUGUAGUUAAGGUUUUUUCAGAUAUGAUAAUUGUGUAGCUUCUAUUGUAAGUUAGCUUUCUCUCUAUCUGUUAGCCCUUAAACUGUUCUGUAAACUCUAGGUUUAUUGUAGUAGCACUUAAGUCACUGUAAGUGGUCUGGUCGUGUAGUAGUGGAAUAUGUGAUGGGUGUUCUUUAGAGUGUCUCACUAGAUAAGCGUUAGACGAAGCUUAGGAACUAAGGCGAGGGGCACAGAAAAACGUUCCACUGCAUUUUUGUCAUCAUGUAUCCCGUUCCAUCUACUUAUCAGUCAGCAUGCGCAUUAGAAUUUAAAGAGCCAUAAAGGGACUCUCCACUAGUUUUCACACUUUUCAAACAAAAAACUAAACAAGAGGAGCUUUGUCAAAGUUGAGACUUCAUUUUUAUUGCAUGAUAAUAUCUCUGCUUGGGCUUAAAACUACACAAACUAACUAUUGACUGAUUAAAACUCAGGGCAUGGAGAUUGAAAGAUGCCAGAGUCCAAUUUAAAAACAUGCCAUCAAGUUGCAUUUUGGUAAACGUAGGACAUAUAUCAGUGCAUCUCAUCCUCGGCCUCUUCAGUUUUGACCAUUUAUUUUUAGUGCAUGUCUUGCCCAAAGACUCUAUAAAGAUGGAUGACACGUCUCCACUUUCUCCCACUGUCUAGAAAUGAGGCCCAAAUACCCUGGAUACUGCCUCCAUGCGCCGAUGACAUCAUUUAGAGCAGGACAAUAAAUCUGUGCAGGACAAUGGAACCGUGGUCUUUAGUUCCCUGUCGUCCAUCUUUAUAAAAGACCCAUGGUCUUGCCACAGGUCUUGUCUCAUAUUAAAACCACGCUACACCAAAUCUAGCAUUAGACAUCAUGUCAUGCACUCAGUUAGUACAGUAACAUUCAAAUCACCAGCUACUACAGGUGAACCACACGCUGUCGGAUCAGGUCCAGUCGAGCUCUCAAGUAUGAGGUUUACAAUUUGGUUAGAACGCUACUGAGUCCGUGUUUCUGACAUUGUGACAGCUAAACGGUAACUUUGUGCACUCUGUGCUCUUUUGCCUACUAAAUCUCAUUUUAAACAGCCGGAGCAGAUGGAGGCGAUCAUGGUAGUCUCUUGACUAAAUCAGGGUAGCAUUACACAUGUUGAAUACGUCUCUGGUAGUAGUAGUUGUAUUGUAGGUGUAGCCAGCAGUUUAAUGAAAUGUACGAUGGCCGCCCAGUAGCAUCUGCUUGUUACAGCAGUGACUAUAACAAAGUUGUAACAUAAAAGGGCAGACGAGGAAGGAAAAGGGGGCGAUAAAGAUAAACAUUGCGGAUGUUGGGGACGAUUGCACAAAGGAUGCAAUUGACAUUUAUUAUUUUGUAAAGAAUGACCAGCUCCUCGUGCUAUGUUUAACUAUUUUUAUGUACUGAUGCCCGCUUUGAAAACAUUCACAGCUUAGCAUGUGCUGCAUGCACUUUACUGCUGCAAACACAUUCUUAAUAAUUAAUAAUGUUAUUUCUGUUUACGGAUAUUUUGAUGUCACACGAAAAAGGAAAGUUGAUUUGAAAUAGGAAAAGAAAAACUCGAGGGUGAUUCACAAGCCUUUUUAAGAAAACAUCACUCAGCUGAUCAUAAUCUGGUAAAUACAAUAUUUCAGAGAAAAUAGUUUCUACCCAGACUUUUUAAAUGGACUUUAAAUUUUCGAAUGAAAUGGCCGUCAGCGUCGAGGUCAUGGCUGGAUCUCGUUACUGCAGGAACUAAUCUCGGGGCCAGAGCCGCUCUCCUGGCCUCCUCUUAGCAGACAUAUCAGUGUAUCUACAAUUUAGAGAUUUAUAUUUAUAUAUAUGUACAACAGAACAAGCAACAGAGAAAAAAAAAAGGAGGCUGCCUUUGUAAAUGCCUGAAACCUUUUUGUACUUCAAAACUAGUUCCUCUUUUUGUUUUUAAUGCAAUAUAAUUCCCCAGUUUGGGGUAUUUUGUUUACUGUCUUGUGUGGUACUGCAGUAUAUUAAUUUAUUAUGUAAAUGUUCAUUUUGUAACCUUAGUGGUGACUGUAAUGGUGCAAGUGUUUGUGCCCACAUUGCAUUGCAACUCAUUUCAAAUAAAUUGAUAUGUGAAGACUUGAA
Molecule: messenger RNA, 4401 nt
Organism: Platichthys flesus (European flounder)
Lineage: Eukaryota; Metazoa; Chordata; Actinopteri; Pleuronectiformes; Pleuronectidae
Product: fasciculation and elongation protein zeta-2-like
Exons: 11
Coding region: 72-1262 (396 amino acids)
Cellular component (GO): cytoplasm; axon
Source: RefSeq, a predicted model, not a curated record